Messenger RNA from Babesia microti strain RI, 213 nucleotides. RefSeq lists its product as hypothetical. Lineage: Eukaryota; Apicomplexa; Aconoidasida; Piroplasmida; Babesiidae. The transcript has a single exon. The record is from RefSeq and is a predicted model, not a curated record. The coding region runs from base 1 to 213 and encodes 70 amino acids.
AUGGUAGAAUCAGCAGCACGGGAUGUUAAGUUAGGGGACAGCGAUGAUGAUAUAUUCAUAGAUCAAAUAAAGAGCAAUAUAGAUGCAAACAAAGCACAUCAUGACAAAAUUCAAGAGGAUGAAAUUAGCUCUGAAAGCAACAUCAAUUCUUUGAACGCAGACGAUACAAAUUCUGUUGUUUCUGAUAUUUCACCAGAGAGUUUAUCGGAAUAA